AUGGAUUACUGGAUUCUGUUAAUUAUAUUCUUCUUAAUUGUUGAUAAGACAUGGCAUUUAACCGGCACAUUAGCAGCCAAACUAAACUCUUCAGAUAAGUUACAGCAAUUGCUCAAUGAAAAAAAGCAGUUGCAGCAUCAACAGCAACAGAUUAGUGCUCAGGAUCAGUAUGCUCUAUGGACUAAGAACAAUCGUAAAUUGGAUAAGUUAGACAAAAAUAUAGAAGAAGCUAAGAAAAGUUACGUGAGCGGCCUUGAAGCGACGAAUGCUCGUCUAGCCAAACUAAAAAUACUAUUAGUCACAGUGCCAUUCACGGCUUUGAAAUUCUAUAAGGGAAAGUUACAUGUUUAUUCUGUACCAAAGGGCAUGUUUCCGAGUGUUAUAGAAGGGAUUUUAGAACAUGGCUGGAUUUACAUGGCUCUUGCCCCUAUGAAAUUUAGGCAAGUAAGCGAGGGCGCUGUUGUUACAGUUACACUUGGAAUCUGGUUAUUUGCCCUUUUAAAGGUGAUCAGUGCAUGUGAGUUUAUUGUGGAGGUUUUACGCGAGCCCACCGUAUAUGUUGGUAACUCUGAUAAAAAGUCGGUUGAUGUUGAUGAAAAAGGAGUAAUUUCGCAACCGGUCGAUUAA
Eremothecium sinecaudum is the source of this 627-nucleotide messenger RNA. It is a transcript of the gene GET1, whose product is annotated as GET complex subunit GET1. NCBI's taxonomy places the organism in Eukaryota, Fungi, Ascomycota, Saccharomycetes, Saccharomycetales, Saccharomycetaceae. Gene Ontology annotation, cellular component: GET complex. The coding region runs from base 1 to 627 and encodes 208 amino acids. Gene Ontology annotation, biological process: tail-anchored membrane protein insertion into ER membrane. The record is from RefSeq and is a predicted model, not a curated record. The transcript has a single exon.